Molecule: messenger RNA, 1476 nt
Organism: Phytophthora infestans T30-4
Lineage: Eukaryota; Oomycota; Peronosporomycetes; Peronosporales; Peronosporaceae
Exons: 4
Coding region: 1-1476 (491 amino acids)
Biological process (GO): DNA replication initiation; DNA replication
Cellular component (GO): nucleus; nuclear origin of replication recognition complex
Molecular function (GO): DNA replication origin binding
Source: RefSeq, a predicted model, not a curated record
AUGAUCGGGCGAGAAGCUCCGUUAGCGGAGUUAGCGCGGGCGGCAGGGCUGCAUGCGGAUAUCUUCGAGUCUCCAGUACCUCUCGUGAUCGUAUAUGGUGGUGCGUCUACCGGCAAAAGUGCUGGGGUGUCGCAAGCGCUGCGCACGUACCCAGCGCCUCACGCUGUUGUGGAUUGCACGGCGCUCUACUCCGCCAAGGAAUUCUACCGUGAAGCAUUAGCUCAGCUACAUGACGGUGCAAUGGUUGCCGAGUCGGAGGACGUUGCAGUCUCCGUCGAUACAAAAGAACCUGAAGAGAAUAACAAUAAACAGGACGAGGAGCAGUUCAGCUCGCUCAACUUCCUGGGCUUCUUCAAAGCUCUCGACAGGUUUAUGGAGCACAAUGCAGCCAAAGGGGACGAGCCGAGUCGACGAGUCUUAUAUCUGGCACUAGACCAUGUGGACAAGUUGCUGGAUCGAGGGCUUGGGGCUUUACUUACGUGUGUGUGCACGAUAAACGACCAGAUCUCGUACUUGAAUAUGUUCGAGGACUCUCCGCCAUGGGAAGCUUGUGUGUUGCUGAUUACACGAGGAAUGUCGUCGGAUUUUGACCGACUUGUGGUGCCUUUCUUCCCUGCCUACGUGCACUUCCCACCGUACAAACCCGGUCAAUUGGCGGACAUUCUAAUGCAACAAUUGGGAAUGAACGAGGCGAACGAGUUGUUCCGUUCGUGGCUUGUGCAUCUUCAUGGACUGUUGCCUCCUGCCCCGGACGGUGAUUGGCUCGAGUUUCGUGCUGCUGUGGUGCACUUGCUACCGGAGUUUCGAGCGUUGUUCUUGUUGCCUGUUCAAGGGGUGGAAGCCUCUAGAAUGAAGAGUAAACUGGAGCGAGAUACCAAAGGCCUCGUCUACACCUUCCUACAGACACGAAGACGACAUCUUUUCGGCUAUCACAAGCUGGGUAGCGGCAUGGGCGACCCGUCCGAGCUCAUCUCGUGCACCAAUCUGAGUCGCAACUGUCUUCUGCUCGUGUUAGCAGGCUAUCUGGCGUCGUUUAAUCCUCAAGAAACCGAUGUGCGCUUCCUCUCUUCUUCCGGCGGACAGCGUCGUAAGAAACGAGCCAAGAAGAAUCCGGAAGGAGAGUCGAGCUCAGCCACAACCACGUCAACUAGCAACAAGAAGCAGCAGAUCAGUCAACUGCUUCUUGGGCCUCGGAUCUUCACAUUGCAGCGACUUCUAGCCAUCUAUCUCAACCUCCGGGUCGAAGCUGAGGCCGAGAAUUCUGCUGAUGACAACGAAUCGAACUCUUCUGAAACACGCGAGGAAGUCUUCACUCACCUCGCAACGCUCGUGCGAAUGCAGCUAUUCCAACGUGCGACACCACCCCAUGUGCUGGACAACAUCAAGUUCCGGUGUCUCGCUGACGCUCGCUUUGUUCAAGAAACAGCGCGCUUUCUAUCCUUCCCAUUAGACGCGUACCUCAACAGAGCCACAUAG